UCCAAUAUGGCGGACAGAASAGAAGAAAAGUUUCUAACUUUGAACGAAAAUCUAGGCUGCUUUUARWCAGUCAAAACUUUAGAAAAUAAUGACAACUUCAAACGAAGUACCAUUUCAUCGUCUUGAGGGCGUAAAACUCUCUCUCUAUUCAACAGAUGAGAUAAAAAAGCUCAGUGUGAAGCGAAUAACAAAUCCAGAAACUUUUGACUCUCUUCUUCACCCAAACUAUGGCGGGCUUUACGAUCCWGCGUUGGGGCCUGCAGACAGAGAUGAACUAUGCGAGACGUGUGGGCAAAACAACAUUCACUGCCCUGGCCAUCUUGGACACAUAGAGCUGCCKUUGCCYGURUACCAUCCUCUCUUUAUGAAGAUUAUGGUCGUGAUUUUGCGUUCCUCGUGUUUUUGUUGUCAUAAUUUGUUGAUACAGAAAGUUGCAAAGCAUACUUAUAAAUGCCAAGUCAAACUUCUUGAUUAUGGACUAAUUACAGAAGCAAAUGAACUAGAAACAAUUGUAAAGAACUUGAUUUCAACGUCUAACGAACAUGGGUUAAAAAGUGAGGCAGAUAACAGUACUAUAUCAGACAUAGAUAAACAUGUCCAUGAUCUCCUACAACAAGUUGAUAAAAAAGAAGCAAGAAAAAGAGCAAACGCUAUGAAUAUUACAGACUCACGACAUGAGAUUUCAAAAAACUUCUUAAAAACUCAUAUGGUUUCAAGGAGAAGGUAUUGUCCAGUUUGCAAGGCACCGUCCAGAGAAAUUCGUAGUGAGUAUAACUCAAAGAUUUAUUUGAAGCCUUUGCCUAAGAGGGAGGCWCAAAAGUGGGCUUCAACAAGAAUUGCAAUGGAACAUUUGAACAGUUUGGAGAGYCAUGCUAAGAGAGACCCAGAAGAGGAAUUCAUGGAUCAAGGGGAUGAAGCUACUCAAACUCCUGCAAAUGUAGCAGACUCAAACGACUGUGAUAAAGAAGUAGCAAAAUGUCUUCAGCAAAGCUUUUUAACCCCAAAAGAAGUACAAGAACAUCUAGURAAGGUUUGGAYGAAAGAYGGKGACUUUUUGAAUAUCCUUCUUGGUGGCUACCAGACUCCAAAGUCAAGACAUCGAAAGUCUUCCUCAGAAAUGUUUUUUGUUGAYAUACUUCCYGUUAUUCCAACACGAUUUAGACCAAUGUCAGCUCUUGGUGAAAAAAGGUUYGAGAAUCCCCAGACUGCUAACCUGUGUAAGGUUCUGAAGGACUGUGAGUGUAUAGUAGAUAACUUGAAGGGUCUCAACAAGAAACUACAACAAUCUACAGAAGAGRCUGGAGAUGAACCASAACCAGAACAACCAAAGAAAAAAAGGGGAAAGAAUGCUAAAGUGUAUGUCAGUGGUGAUACUCCUUCAGAAAGGUUGCAUAAUGGUUGGCUAAAGCUGCAAACUGAUGUCAACUGUGUAAUGGACAGCGAUCUUGAUAAGUUAUCUACAAUUAAAUAUCCUGGAGUCAGACAGUUAUUGGAGAAGAAAGAAGGCUUGUUUCGUAAGCAUAUGAUGGGUAAACGAGUAGACUUUGCUGCCAGAUCUGUGAUAUCACCAGAUCCUUACAUCAAUACUGAUGAGAUUGGUAUCCCAGAGGUGUUUGCAACAAAGCUUACUUAUCCCCAGCCAGUUACCACAUGGAAUGUUAAACAGCUACGYCAGGCUGUGAUUAAUGGUCCACUUGUACACCCAGGUGCUAUACUUGUGGAGAAUGAAAAUGGUACAAAAACACUGUUGAGUGACACAGAUGAAAAUCAAAGACAAGCCAUUGCAAAGAGAUUGCUGACUCCAUCRGGGAAUGCACAGAGUGCUUUGCAGUCCUGCAAAAAGGUUUAUCGUCACCUACACAAUGGAGACGUAAUGCUKCUCAACCGUCAACCCACACUUCACAGGCCCAGCAUAAUGGCUCACAAGGUCCGUGUCUUGUCUAAGGAAAAAACUAUCCGUCUUCACUAUUCAAACUGCAAAGCUUACAAUGCUGAUUUUGAUGGUGAUGAAAUGAAUGCGCAUUUUCCUCAGAAUGAGCUCGCAAGAGCAGAAGCCUACAAUCUAGCUAGCACAAACUUUCAGUACUUAGUACCCAAAGACGGCACCCCCCUGGGUGGCUUGAUUCAAGAUCAYAUUGUAUCAGGUGUUAGGAUGACCAUCAGGGGGAGGAUGUUCAACAGGGGGGACUACCAACAGUUGGUGUUUAGUGCCCUUAAUUUCAAGAACAAACCUAUUAAACUAGUCAAACCUUGUAUUGUUAAACCAMAGUUGCUGUGGUCUGGAAAACAGGUCGUUUCAACUGUACURAUGAACAUAAUACCAGAUGGUUUGAAACUACUGAACUUAAAGGGAAAAUCUAAGAUAAAUCCAAAGAAUUGGUCAACACACAAGCCAAAAAGACAGUUUCUUGACCUUGAGAUUCUCAAACAAGAUGAAAUGACUGAGUCUGAGGUUAUUUUUCGAGAGGGAGAGUUUCUGUGUGGAGUACUUGACAAGGCUCACUAUGGUAACACACCAUACAGUUUGGUUCAUUGUUGCUAUGAGAAAAUAAUCUUCAACUGAUGGUCCAAGCUGGUGCAAAGGGAUCAGCCGUCAACUGUAUGCAGAUAUCAUGUCUUCUYGGUCAAAUUGAGUUGGAGGGUCGACGUCCACCCAUUAUGCUUAGUGGUCGUUCUCUACCRUCUUUUCUGCCCUAUGAUACYAGUCCCAGGGCUGGCGGCUUUGUCGAUGGGAGGUUUUUAACAGGCAUUAGACCUCAGGAGUACUUCUUUCACUGUAUGGCUGGUAGAGAGGGUCUCGUUGAUACAGCUGUCAAGACAAGUCGUAGUGGUUAUCUACAGCGCUGCCUAAUAAAACAUCUAGAAGGACUACAAGUAAACUAUGACUUGACUGUCAGGGAUAGUGAUGGGUCUGUCGUACAGUUCUACUAUGGAGAAGAUGGACUUGAUAUUCUGAAGACCAAGUUUCUAUCAGAGAAUCAAUAUCCUUUUAUGAUAAGUAAUUACAAGGUGAGAAACACAGGGAACCCAAAAGGCUUCUAUAAACAUUUAGGACUGAUUGAGAGUAUAUUGUUUAGACUAUAUGAAAAGCUUUGUAGCAAACCACCACCUCCUGUUAUAUCCAAACUAAGACCAGACCAGUAUUUUGGUGCAGUUCCUGAGAAGAUMUCCUCAUCGUUAAAUAGCUACAUCCAAAGAAACCCGCACAAYAGCUUGUCUAAUGGAGAGGAAUCCAAGUCGAAUGAUACCGUAGAUGCUGAUAAAUUCCGAUCCCUAAUGUACCUCAAAACACUACGUUCACUCGUUGAGCCAGGAGAAGCUGUUGGUCUUAUAGCAGCUCAGUCAAUUGGUGAGCCGUCGACGCAGAUGACGUUGAACACAUUUCACUUUGCUGGUCGUGCUGAGCUCAACGUUACACUAGGAAUUCCUAGACUGAGAGAAAUCCUGAUGACAGCCAGUCCACACAUCAAAACACCCACUAUGGACCUUCCGUUGCUACCGACCAAAAAAGCUGUGAGAAAAGCCAAGAAACUACAAACGAAGUUCACUAGAGUGAUGUUAUCAGAGGUUCUUCAGUCCGUAGACGUCUGGGAAUCUCUUACUGCUAAGGAAUUGGGAACAAGGACGCGAGCGUAUCGAAUCCGAUUCCUUUUUUUACCCGAGUCGCAGUACAAGGACAAGUUCUACUGCUCAGCCCACGAUAUCCUUCACUAUGUGGAGACUGUAUUUGUCAAGAAACUAAUUGGUGUGAUCCAGAAAACCGUGAAAAACAAACAGACGCAGAGGCUUCUUGAAGUCGUAGAAGACAAGGGAACUCAGGGAGCCGCCGAAACCGGAACAGAAGAACCAGAUGAUGACGAUGAUAACGCCGAGCUUUCAGACGAWGAUGGUGCUGAUGGUGGAGCUGCCGAUAUGAAGCAAAGACAGAAACUUGAGCAACAUGCUAGCUACGAUGCUCCSGAUGUUGACGAGUUAGAAAUCGAGAAAGAACUAGGAGCAGAAAGUGGUGACGAUGAUGACGAGGAGCAAGCAAGCAUCAGUGAAACACAGUCUACUAUAGGAGAUCCUGAAGAUACGGCUUCCACUUUAGAAACGAAAAACAAAAGCAAACGAAAAUCUAGCAUGGAUGCUAGUAGACAAGAGCGUGUAGUCUACAGUGAUAAUCAUAUCGCUUCAUACUCGUAUGAUGACGAAGAAGAACAGUGGUGUGAAGUGGUUAUUAAGUUCCCAGUCUUAAGAUGGAAAGUGCGAGUCACAACUCUGAUUGAAAAGCUCGCUAAACAGAGUGUUGUAUACGAGACACCAGGAAUCAAACGAUGCUUUCUUGUAGAAGAGAAGGACACGAACUAUCUCAAGACUGACGGAGUCAAUUUCCAAGUUGCUUUUCGAUACCCCGAUAUACUGGACAUCAAUAAGUUGUACACUAAUGAUAUCCAUGCUGUCGCAAACACGUAUGGUAUCGAGGCUGCGGCUCGCGUCAUUGCCAAGGAAGUCAAAAACGUUUUUGGUGGUUACGGCAUMCAUGUGGACCCAMGGCAUUUAAUCCUUGUAGCGGAAUAUAUGACUUACGAGGGAAAAAUCAAAGCCUUCAACCGAAUAGGGAUCGAAUCAAGCGCGUCUCCCUUCCAGAAGAUGAGCUUUGAAACKACKACGCACUUUUUACGUGGUGCUGUCUUGUCUGGAGACACAGAAAAUCUCAAAUCACCUUCGUCGAGGCUUGUUGUUGGCCGAGUAGUUGGUGGAGGGACUGGAUGCUUUGAAUUGCUUCAGCCGUGGUGUUGAGAAGUUGUUGAAAGGGUUUCCUGUGUCGAAGCUUUAGGAGAGGUCUUUCGUUUAGUUGAAAAUAAAUUCUUUGAAUAGUAGAUAACACGUUGAUGGUUUUUUGACGUUUUUCAUGCAUGUAUUUGAACACUUUUUACAUCUCAACUCAAUUCAGUUGCGAUAGUAUAGGUCCUUCACAAAAUUUUUUAGUCCUGGCAGCACAUUUCUGCAAUUAAAAGAAGUUCUUUG
This is a messenger RNA of Exaiptasia diaphana, 5010 nucleotides long. Its product is annotated as DNA-directed RNA polymerase I subunit RPA1. Lineage: Eukaryota; Metazoa; Cnidaria; Anthozoa; Actiniaria; Aiptasiidae. Gene Ontology annotation, cellular component: RNA polymerase I complex. The record is from RefSeq and is a predicted model, not a curated record. Gene Ontology annotation, molecular function: DNA-directed RNA polymerase activity; DNA binding. Gene Ontology annotation, biological process: DNA-templated transcription.